This is a messenger RNA of Suillus plorans, 1197 nucleotides long. RefSeq lists its product as uncharacterized. The record is from RefSeq and is a predicted model, not a curated record. The coding region runs from base 260 to 1111 and encodes 283 amino acids. The transcript is spliced from 5 exons. Lineage: Eukaryota; Fungi; Basidiomycota; Agaricomycetes; Boletales; Suillaceae.
UAAGUGAGCGUAAACCAAAACUAUUUGGAUCUCCAUGUGGGUCAUGAUGAUUUAGCCGCAUGCAAUGCCUCCCCUUGAUCGAAGGGGCACGGAGGCAAACAGAAGGUUUAAGAAUCACUGAGGGCGUGCCCUUUUUUGCUCACUUUGGGCUAGAUGCACUGCUCCGCUCCAUGACAGAUAGCCUCGUGCACUGACAUGCGGACAGCACGUUGUAGUGUGAUACCAUUCACCCCAACGCCCAGGCUGCCCCCGCAGCCUCAUGCCAAUGGCCACCACCUCUAUAAACCACGACGCAAUUUUGAACUGGGCAGCAGCUCAGAUAACUUCAAUGGCUACUGGACUUUGCGAGAAUUGUCACAAGACGCCGAAAUUCGGUACUCAUAAGUACUGCGGCAAAACGUGCGCUGCUCAGGCGGCCACUACACAGCAACCAGUGCAUCGCGCGAAAUCAGGACCAACCCCCAAGGCCAAAGUUCCACCACCAGCCCCAAAAGCGGGACGGCUGUGCGACUAUUGUGGGCAAAAGCCCAAGUUCAAUAACUUCGAUUACUGCGGUAAAUCAUGCGCGUCGAAAGCCGCUACCGUUCCUUCUGCGCAGCCUGCUACACAUGGACGACCGGUUCCAAAGCAUGGCGUUCGCCUUCCUGCUACUGCUCAGCCUGCCAAAACUUCUAAACCGGCAACGCGCCACCCAGUUGCAACUGUGACCCAAGAUGAGUCCAGCGAGGAUGACGACGAGUACGCUGACGCUGAUGAGGAGGCCGAAGACGAUACGGGGACAGGCACAGACCUGGACGCAUAUCCAUCAGAUGAUGACGAAGAACCUACUCCAGCUCCUCCGUCACGACCAGUCAAGACUGUGCACGCUCCGCAGAAACAAAGCACAUCAGCCCGUCAUGUGACUGGUGUCUGUCUCAUCCCCAGCUGUGGAAAACCGCCUUUCGUUGAUAGAGGUGGGAUAAAGACAGAUUACUGCUCCACACGGCACCGAGAAGAAGCAGUGACCCUCGGACUGGUUCCUGGAUGCAUCAUGUGCCAACGCUACCCACAGACUGGAACAGAUUACUUCUGCUCCGCCGCUUGCAGAAAUCAGUCCAUGACGAAAAUCUAGAGGGCUGUGUGAAUAUUCUGAUAGUUCUGUACAUUACGUAGGUGUAACAGUGUGUUGGGCUCGUGAUGGAGCUAUUUAGUGGUAAU